AUGCAAAUCGAAUUCACGCAAGAAAGACCCCGAAAUAUCUUUUCAUAGCCAAGAAUUCCGAUGAAGUUAAUAAGCCAGAUAUAGCCAGAACGGGCAAAACAAAAAAGGCAAAGAUGGCACAGAAAACUGCAGUCGGCACUUUUUCUAACGUCAUAACACAAAUACAAAACUUACCUAACAUGGAUCUCGGUCGGAGAUUUAGAACUCCAUGUAAGACUGGGAACAGGUGUGGAAAGGUAAUCAAAAGAUUGAUGGUGCCAAAAUUAGCACAACUGGAAAAUACCAUAAUGGGCAUCAUGAAAGAGUUAUCCAAAAUGCCGCCCGGUUCUCGACUUCCUGAUAAGUUUACCAAGACGGAACCCAUUAAACUGCUCUUGGACCAAAAUUAUAAAGAAGACAUCUGCAUGGACAAGCUUGAAUCAUGUUUAAAGGAAGAUAAACGGCGCAAAAGAAUCUUAAAGAAGUUGUUCUUUAAAAAGUACAACUCUCUUAGGCAAGAGUUGAUCGGCUAUGGAGGACGGCGGCUCUGGGGUGGUGAAGGGAACUUGUUCUAUAAAAGAUAAAAAUUAUAGUAAUCAUAAAACAUAUGUUAUAUGGA
This is a messenger RNA of Manduca sexta (tobacco hornworm), 598 nucleotides long. RefSeq lists its product as uncharacterized. The transcript has 5 exons. The record is from RefSeq and is a predicted model, not a curated record. Bases 114 to 563 code for a protein of 149 amino acids. Lineage: Eukaryota; Metazoa; Arthropoda; Insecta; Lepidoptera; Sphingidae.